Messenger RNA from Camponotus floridanus (Florida carpenter ant), 1424 nucleotides. Its product is annotated as lysosomal aspartic protease-like. The record is from RefSeq and is a predicted model, not a curated record. Gene Ontology annotation, biological process: proteolysis; cell death. NCBI's taxonomy places the organism in Eukaryota, Metazoa, Arthropoda, Insecta, Hymenoptera, Formicidae. The transcript is spliced from 8 exons. Gene Ontology annotation, cellular component: lysosome. The coding region runs from base 126 to 1253 and encodes 375 amino acids. Gene Ontology annotation, molecular function: aspartic-type endopeptidase activity.
UUAAGAUGAGUAUUAGUAAGCGACAUUACUUUAUUUUUCUGUGUAUCUGAUCAUAUAGUGUCAAACGAAACUCGACGUUCAUAUUUUCACGAAUCGAGAUUUCAAUAGUAAAUAAAUUCAGAAUUAUGUUUCACUUUUUUGUAGUAGCAACAGUGCUUUUUGUGACGACCGACGCAUAUGUGGACAGGAAAUCCAUUCAGCAACCUUGGAAAAAAAUUGAUACCGAAUUACGAGAAGUUCGUUCGUUGAAUGAUAAUCUUCCUUCAGUACUUUUAUCCAAUUAUAAAAACAUAACGUACUAUGGCAAUAUUACCAUAGGAACUCCGCCGCAAACAUUUAAAGUGAUAUUUGACACUGGUUCUGCAAAUCUUUGGAUAUUCUCCAAAAAGUGCAACGUCUCUGUUUGUUUAAAACGUAAUCAAUAUGAUAGUACAAAAUCCAGCACAUAUAUAGCAAAUAGUACUUUAUUUCAUAUGAAAUACACCGAUUACAAUAUAGAAGGAUUUCUAUCUAGUGAUAUAGUGAAUGUUGCCGGCCUGAAUAUUCAAAAUCAAACAUUUGUAGAAGUGAGCAAUUAUAACCAAUUGCCAACCGUAAAUGAACGCAUAAUUCGUUAUAUACCAGUGAUUGAUGGUAUCUUAGGCCUGGGAUAUUCCGACAUAUCUGUCGAUAGAGUAACGCCUGUCUUUGACAACAUGAUUGCACAAGGUCUAGUGUCAUCUCCUAUUUUCAGUUUUUAUCUAAAUAGAGACACUUCAGCCGAAUUAGGUGGUAAACUGAUAUUGGGUGGUUCCGAUCCUGUUCAUUACGAGGGCGAUUUCACAUAUAUUCCUAUUAGUCGGAAAGGACACUGGCAACUUAUUAUGGAUAAAAUAGUAAUAAAUGAUACCAAUCUUUGCGGAGAAAGUUGCGGAGAAACUACUGUUGAUAUGGAGACUUUGUUUAUAAUGGGACCAAAAAAGAAUAUUAAACUUAUUAAUACACUUAUACAAAUUUAUAUGGAUUGCGAACAAAUUUCUCAGUUAUCUACAAUCCAAUUUAUUUUGGGCGGUAAAGCAUUUAAUCUCACCAAUAAAGAUUACAUGUUCCCGGCAUUAGAUGAGGAUAUUUCUAAUGAAAUUGUAUGUCUAUGCGGCUUUAUGGAAACUAACAGGCAAGAAAUAAAUUGGGUAUUAGGCAGGAUCUUUAUUAGUCGCUACUACACCGAGUUUGAUAUGAAGAAUAAUCGAUUGGGAUUUGCUUUGGCGAAAUAAAUAUUAACUAUUUUCUCUAGCACUUUUUAAACAUCAUUUUAUACAUCAUACAUAAUAAAAAUGUACAUAAUGUGCAUUUAUGUACAUUUGCUGGCAUAUUUUGUGAAUUUCACAUAGUCCUGGAUUAAAAUUGGGUACAAAAUAUUAUUAUAUUUUUAGAUAGCUAACAUU